AUGUAUUUGAAAGCUAGCGUUACGGCUGCGCUCCUGGCCGUUCCGGCCGUCAAAGCGAACCUGAACCAACUAGCUCAAGCUGCUGGAAAAUUGUAUUUCGGCUCCGCAACUGACAAUUCCGAGCUUUCCGACUCCGCAUAUACUGCUAUUUUGUCGAACAAGAACGAAUUCGGACAGGUGACGCCUGGAAACACUCAGAAAUGGCAAUAUACAGAGCCGACACAAAACACUUACAGCUACACCCAGGGAGAUGUCAUCACAAAUUUUGCGGCGACGAAUGGGCAAAUUUUGCGAUGUCACACCCUGAUAUGGCAUAACCAGCUACCAUCCUGGGUAUCCUCGGGUACAUGGACCAACAGCACCCUUGCCGCUGCCAUCCAGGCUCACAUCGCCAGCGAGGUGGGCCACUACAAGGGAAAAUGCUAUGCCUGGGACGUCGUGAAUGAGGCCCUUAAUGACGACGGAACCUACCGGACGAGCGUCUUCUAUAAUACUAUGGGAACAUCCUAUCUUCCAGUGGCCUUUUCUGCUGCUGCUGCGGCUGAUCCUGCAGCCAAACUCUACUACAAUGACUAUAACAUCGAAUACUCAGGAGCCAAGUCCACGGCUGCCGUCACCCUGAUCAAGCUUAUCCAAGCCGCAGGAGCGAAAAUUGACGGAGUUGGUCUCCAGGGUCACUUCAUCGUAGGGUCUACACCCAGCGCGUCCGCACUCACCAGCCAGCUUAACACAUACGUCGCCCUCGGCCUCGAGGUAGCAUACACCGAGGUCGAUGUCAGGUUCUCCAGCCUCCCGUCAACAGCAUCGGGGCUCGCGCAGCAGGCGACAGAUUACGGAUCGGUCGUCAGCGCCUGUCUUGCGGUCAGCAAAUGCGUCGGAAUUACUGUGUGGGACUUCGACGACAAGUACUCGUGGAUCCCCAGCACCUUCUCCGGUCAGGGCGACGCGUGCCUAUACUGGUCGAACCUGACGACCAAGCCGGCGUACGACAACGUGCAGAAGCUGCUCGCGGCCGCGGCGGGGACGACGUUGCCCACGAGCACGGCUACCACGCUGUCUAGCAGCACGACGAAGACGAGCACAUCUGCUGCCACGCCAACGACCACCAACACGGCGGUACACUGGGGGCAGUGCGGAGGUGCUAGUUGGACCGGCCCAACUGUCUGCGAGUCUCCCUAUACUUGCACUGUUGUGAACGCUUACUAUUCUCAAUGCUUGUAA
Molecule: messenger RNA, 1221 nt
Organism: Diaporthe amygdali
Lineage: Eukaryota; Fungi; Ascomycota; Sordariomycetes; Diaporthales; Diaporthaceae
Exons: 4
Coding region: 1-1221 (406 amino acids)
Biological process (GO): carbohydrate metabolic process
Cellular component (GO): extracellular region
Molecular function (GO): cellulose binding; hydrolase activity, hydrolyzing O-glycosyl compounds
Source: RefSeq, a predicted model, not a curated record